Molecule: messenger RNA, 2364 nt
Organism: Somion occarium
Lineage: Eukaryota; Fungi; Basidiomycota; Agaricomycetes; Polyporales; Cerrenaceae
Source: the annotation of a GenBank genome assembly
GCCCAUAUCUUGCGCUUGUACCGCGUUCACGACCUCAAGCAGCUUACAUAUUAACUCGGACUUGACAGCACACUCAGGUGUCUGCUUCUAUAGAGUGUCCCCCAUAGAAUACUUGCUGAUACAGCUAACUGACACAGCUACUCCCAUCGGUUAAGUUUGGGAGAUGUCUGAGCAAGAGUUUGAAGUCGAGAAUAUACUUCAAGCGCAAGUAGGAAAGAAACAUGGAAAAAGAGGUUGGCUAUAUCUUGUGAAGUGGAAAGGAUAUAAUAGCGAAGAAGAUAAUACAUGGGAACCAACGGAGUCUUUCGACGAAGGCUCACAACACUUCAUUGAGACCUUCUGGGCUCGAGCCAGGGAAGAUAGGGAUUAUAAUGACAUAUCUCUGUUCAAGUCAGGCGAAGUGAUAAUCCCAGUUGGGCCUCCCCCCAAACGUCGUAAUCUCAACAAGAGACCCGUUCUAAAUCCGAAACCAGCUCAACCAGUACCUGGACCCAGUAUGCCAGCAGAUUCGGAGAGCGAAGUGAAAUCUUUAAUUGAAGAAAACUCUUCUCCUCGUAGGAACAAACGGCAGAACGCCGAGGUGGAUGAGCCAAUCAAGACGCCUGUUACGAAGCGGAAGAAAGGACGAAAAGAAGUAAUAGAAGUGGAUAAGUUCGAGACGCCACAAGCAAAGAAGUCAUCGCUGUCUCGACAAUCGUCCGUGUCCAAGCAGAAGAAACGGCGAGGCCCUCCUGGCAUUCGUCCAGACGCUUUGCAAAAUCAAGAAGGGCCGUCGUCUUCUCGCCAAAAGCUGGUAGAAAUGACACUGAGCGAUGAUGAAGCCAAUAAUGCAGACGUUGAGAAGAUGAUUACCGUGCCGGAUGCAACAAACUCGCCUACGCAUGGCUCUCUUUUUGGAGACGAUAGCGAGCCUGAACCGUUACCAGUAGGACCGCCGAAGAAACGAAAGACUCAACCCGAACCUCAACUGUUGCCUAUAGGUCCCCCGAAGAAGCGGGUCGCAGCGCAGGCGAAAAGUGAUAUACCUGCUCAUCGAGCGCGGAAAAAUAAUCCGCGAGUGAAACUCUUGGACGACAAUGUGUUUCCUGAAGGAUAUGACGGAGCUAUCGCCACGAAGGCGAGAUUCCUAUCGAGCAAGGCUGGCAGUUCUUCAACGAGGGACAACACUAGAGUUUCUAAUGGCGUCAUCUCUGGCAGCACUUCUUUAUUGACUGCCGCCAAGGGAAAACUGCAGACAAUGACGGGGAAAGUGAAGGGCCUUCUUGGUGUUUCCAGCCAGGAUGAUACUAUCUCGGUCCCUACAUCUGACCCCAACGAGGACGUACUCAUGAUAGUCGACCAGGACCCCGCGACGCUCGUGGCCAGUGAACCUCCUGCUCCUAGUGUGCCUUCUGCUAAGGAACUCUUGGAUAUGGCCGGCUUUGAUGCUGCAGCCGCCCAGGAGCUGUCCGACUUCGAGGAUGGUGAUGAACCGGCCGUGCCUGCGGAGACGACCGCUAACCCGGGCGAAAAAUCCAGAGAAGAAGAAUCGGAAGUCAGUCCUACGGCACCUGCUGAAUCGCCGUCCGUUGGCUCUGGUCAUGUUUUCUCUGCAGGGUGGCGGUCGAGUAAGGUCCUUGGAGCGGACUCAACCAUCUUCGGUCCACUGAGUUACAGUCGGAGCACUCUCGGACUCUCCACAGGUGCCGAGCCUAAUCAUUCGAAGAAGCUUCUUUCUAUCAAGCUAGACUCUGCGACAGAUGUUCCUGUAGUGCUCAAGGACGUCCAGCCGCCUCUAGACCCACGAUUGAAGCCUCUUGACGAAGUUAUUGCAGGCGCCACUGAAGGUCCUUCUGGCAAAUUCUAUAAGGGAGAAAAUGCUCCUACGCUCAUCGCAACGCUGCGAGUGGAAGGUUCAUGCGCCCGUGUUGCGUUGGAUGACAAUGUCUCAGAGGUGCAAAAGAAGGACUUCGAACGCUUCCGCACCCGCCUACAAUCAGGAGAGCUUGUAAGUGGAUCUGACAGCUCCACAUUCCCUUCUUACUCAAUCGUUUGGUACGGGUAGUUCGUGAUCACCGUUGGGUCCAGCGUACUUGCUUUAUGCUCGUCGGAGAAUCAUGAUCUUUGCACCAAGCUAGGGAUGUCUCCGAAGUUGGUCGGGCUCGGUGACAAUGUGUUGGUGACUGAGGUUGUGAUUGAGAACGACGGGGCUUUCUGCGAUGCGGUCCUUCACGCGGAGGACGAACGUUGGUGACCUAACUGCACCUGUUAUUUGAUUCUUGCAUUCUGUACACUGUAUGCUGUGCCCCACUUGUUAUUACAUGCUGAUUUCUUGCUUUGCAUACUCCGCAAAGUCGAAUGGAACUUGUGCAAAAAUGCAACUCC